GUAUAUGCACUUGUGUGUGUGUAUGUAUACGUGUGUGUCCCUAUGAGUGUGUGUAUGUAUGCUUGUGUGUGUGUGUGCACUCGUGCACAGGCUCAAGGGGCAGGAAGAGGUAGAACCAGAGAGGUGUCAGCAGAUGGUUAAUAUUGUGUGGAACCUCCCCAGAAGAGCUGGCGUAAUAACAGAGCUUGUCCACGCUGAAGGAUUUGUGUCAUCAUCAAUCAUCCAGUGUGUGCCCACCCUGCAGGGAGGAGCCCAGCCCACCAGAGCACUCUGUUGCUGGGGAGCACACGUACAGCCACGCCACUCAGAGCUGGGUGGAGGGGGGUAGUGGGCUGAGGGGUGGGGGAGGGGGCGGAGGGGUGAGGGAGGGAGGGCGGGGUGGGGCAGGAAUACGUCUUCAGGAGGGAGGGCAGAUAAGGGCCAGACCUCAAAGAAAAGGUAGGUUGACAUGUUUUUAUUGUUGUUUUAUACAGCAGGGCAGCACACCACUGUGGUUCCUCUGCUCUGCCUCGGCUGGUUAAGACGCUGCUGUGCUGCAUGAACACUGCGAUUACAGUGAGAACACAGUGCGGCACUCAGCCCGCACAAAAAAACACAACAUCUCUUUAUUAUCUGAAGACCUACGACUACUGUAGCACAAGGAGGCCCCCUUGGACAGCGACGCUUCCCACAUGGAACGGAGAACAUCUUACUAGACCUGCUCCCCAAAGUUUUGCUGCUUCCCCACCGUGAGAGGGCUCCCAAUGGGUUGCCUGCAGCAUGGAGGCAGCAGAUGAUGCACGACUGUUCCUUCUCUCACUCCCCCUCUCUCAUCAAUAAUAAAACAAACAGCAGGAAGAAAUACACUGGCAUGAUCAACCUAGCGUCCCAGCACCGGCAUCAGCCGUUAAAGAAGAGGCUAUGGAGCGCGUGCAGAACAGGCAGGACAGCUGAACAGCGAGCAGGCUGAGAGUGGUUAUGCUACAGUGUUCGUGUACAUGUUUCACACUUCUCUCGAGUGUUCUUUCUCAACAAGGUCACGUAUAUGCUCCAUGUCUAUAUAUAAAUCACUUGUGAAGGAUGGGAAUUGAGGGUGGGGCAACCAGAUGCUAGGAUAUGGAGAGAGAUAAAGAGAGAAUGACAGAAAGAGAGAGGGAGAGAAUAGAUCUAUUUAGCUGCAGAGAUACAAGGUAGCCAGAUCUGCUGCAGACUGAGUACAGACGCAUGUGUCUCAAUCUGCCAUGAAUGUAUGACUGACAGUAUCAUCCAUCAUAUAAAUGGUAUGAGACAUGAAAGGCUAUAUUGUUUGUAGAAAGCUAAUUGGAGUUCAUAGCUUAUUGGUUAGCCUCAUGUAGUGUAUAAGGAAGGAGAAUUAGGCUCAGUACAGCAGGCACACUGGAUACAACAGAGAAGCAUCUUCUAAAUAAAGUUACAAUUACAUGAGAAUUUCCUUGAUCUGUAUUGACCCAGUGUCUCCCACUACAGCAGGCCCGAAGAUCUCUUCAAACAAAAGAUCAGUGAGCAGACGGCACACAAACCGCCCACAGAACGAGCAUGGGAGCUCGUCAAGGGACAAAUUCCUGAAGCAAGAGGAAAUGGAAGCAGGCCAAGGGUGUUGACCUUUUCCACUGAGGGGCAAAAGACGACUCAUGCAGACGGCAGGCGUUCUGCUGGUCCAGCCCAGAGGAGGAAGAAAAGGAGCCUUUGAGAUGGCAGUGGACCGGAGCUUCCUCCUGCUGCAUUCCCCUCUCUGGAGAGAACAUUCCAACACCACUGCAUCAUGGAGAGGAGUCGAUAGUGGAGGACGUUCUGGGCAUGUGUGGGCCAGGCCUACCUUAAGAGGUUUGAAAUCCAUCUACCAGAUUUAUCUCUGUAAGCAUGUCUGUCUAAUCUCUCCAUACAUCCAUCUACCCAUUUUUGCAUUCCUUACAUCAGGGAACUCGCCCUCGUCAGCAUAAGCAGGGCCCCCAGUCUGUCUGAAGAGACGAUCUCCUUUGAUAGAGGAGAGGUGGCGAGGCAGACAGAGCAACCUUGAAGUCAGAUGACGCGAGCAGUUUGAAAGUGAGAGUCCCGUCUCACUUUCUCACCGCAUUCAUCUGAACUUCAUUACUCUAGAUCUCCUUGGGAACCAGGCCGCCUUUUCUGAAGUGUUCCUGUCAAUACUGACACCUGCGUGACAACUAACCUGUCAGUACAACUCCAGAAAGACUUAACCAACACACAACGAAACAUAUUAGGUAUUGAAGGAAUGGAAAGGAGAAAAAAAAACUUUCCAACUGGGGAAUUAGGUCAGGGCAGAGCCACAGAGCCAUGUCUCUCUCUCUAUGGCUCUGGGACAGGGUCAUUAGAUGAGUUUGAGACUCUGAACCAUGGGAAAUACAUGUUUGACAAGUUAAUAUCAUGUCAUCAUGAAGUUAAAAAACGAAGACGAAAAAAGAGGAGAAAACAAGCCUUCAAGAUGAGUCUCCAGCCCUCAAGACUAGUCCUGCCCCGAGCACAACAACUGUGUUGGGUUAGAGAGCUAAUGAUUCAGCAGAUCUGGCCGUCUGGGCCCCCUGUGGCAGCGAGUCCUGAAAGCCCUCCUGACGUCACUCGUCCUUGAUGGAGGGAUGACUCAAACACACUCACCCUUUGUGGCCAGAAACCUGCCAUCUCCCAUCAUUAAGCUGUCCUAACCUCCCCACCGACAGUUGAGGUGCGUUGUUCUGUUCAACCUUUCCCCGCCUCAACAUGGCACAUCAAACAGCCUAGGCGAGGUCACGACGACAGGUUCACUUAGCGUUAACGCUUGGGAGUGAAUGAACUGAAGGCCGUUUCCCAACCCUCCGAGCGUGUUGCCAUCGCAGGGUGCAGCGCACCAGCUGUCCUGCCUGGACAAUCUACUCAUCCUCCCACAUCUCCUCCACCAGCAGUCUGCGGCUGUUGCUCUGGGGCUGCUGAAUCAUCACUUGGUUUCCAUUCACAACGCGAGGAGGUGGCAACUGGAUUAUAUCUUAUGACCAACGGCAAGAUGGCUAUCCUGCACCUCAUUCCUCCCAGGAUCACUUCACUGACUGGCUGGCUGCUCUCCAGGAAUGCCUCUUCUGGCAGCCCAGGUUAAUGUUGUGGGGAGGGCUGUCAACUGCCUGCAGCAGUUCAUUUAGCUUCUGGCACUUACUGGCAAACGAGCAGUGGUAUCCAUCGCAUUGUUCCAUUGCUUAUUCAGUGCUCAGCAGAAAGUGUUGGGCUCCGCAUCGGAGCAGGCAGGUUGGAAGAGAAACAAACAGGUGGAGCACCUCCUAUCCCAGGUCUCUCCGUCAGUGAAGAACAGAACAGAACUGCCUGUAGGUUAAAUUAUGCAAAAUGUUCUACUUUGGUUCCAUCUGAACCAUGACGUGUUCACUUGUGUGACAUUGCAUUAAACAGCACGUUUACAGUUUCCGGCUAUUGUGUUCUCAGUAUUCCAAGCGAGUUAUUCCAAUCCUCUCUGGUUUUCACUAGAAUGCUACAGCCACAGGCUGUAAGGCAACGGUUAAUCUACUGAACCGCUGACUAAACUGUGGACCUUGCAUCAAGUAGAACACUGUUGAAUAAUUGCAUACUGUGGUUAUGGACAUGGAAUUCUUUCUUAAUACGGUAGUUUCAACCACAAGAUGACAUCUUCUGAUAUAUCAGUUGCACAAUGCUUGGGAGGGGCUCGGGUCAAACCCCACUCUGACGGAACAUGUCUGAAACUUCACUUGAUGGGAACAAUGUGAACCACCUCACUAUGACAGCUGAACAGUAGACAUUCUCAUCAAAGCCCCCCUUUUGGACCUGGGGAAAUCUUUCUGGGUAGCAGGGCGAGUUCCCUGAUCUCUUUCGGUCGCAGGGUGAGGUUUUUGAUCUCUCUGGGUCGCAGGGCGAGUUGCCUGAUCUCUCUGUGUUGCAGGGCGAGUUGCCUUAUCUCUUUGGGCUGCAGGGUGAGUUCCCUGAUCUCUCUGGGUCGCAGGGUCGAGUUCCCUGAUCUCUCUGGGUCGCAGGGUUGAGUUCCCUGAUCUCUCUGGGUCGCAGGGUUGAGUUCCCUGAUCUCUCUGGGUCGCAGGGUUGAGUUCCCUGACUCAGGAGACUCGACACAGCUGUUCCAUCUGGGGAGCGAUGGUAUAAUCUGUGUCUGCAGUUCAGCCUCACUAAUCUGCUUUUUGAUCUGUGAUGGAGCCAGACACGUGCCUAGGGCAGGGUCCAGCAGGGCAGGGUGGGGCAGAGCGGGGCAGGAUGGGGCAGAGCGGGGCAGCAGGGGAGAGUAAGAGGAUUUGGGCUGCAGGGAGAAGAGCUCCGAUCUUCUGGAGGCUGGCGUGACAUGUGGGGACACCCCCUUUCUGACCCGUGACCACCAGGAAGUUAUUAUGCAAUCAUUAAUUCUGUUAUACAAUACAGGGCUAUGUUGACUACAGAUGGAGAGGGGAUUUCACAUUUUUAAAAACAUCAGCACAAAGAGAGUAGAGGGGAGAGCUGAAAGGAUGGCAACGAGGCGUAGCUAUCCGUAAGACAGCUUCCUAUACAGCUUCCCAUGUCGUAACAACUUGAUUCAAGGAUUUGAAAGCGAAAACGCUAAGAAAAAAACUGUCGGCCUUGGAGGACAAAAGCAGCACAAAAAAAAAAAAAAAAACUUCAUGUCACAUCUACCGGAAUAGUCUUGACGAUGUCUCAAAAAAAAACAAACCUAUGUUCUCUAAUGAGCACUGGCUGUGGUCUGACCUCAGUGAGUGCUGUUCAACCUUCUUUACCGCUGUGGAACAUGACUCACAGCGAAACCUAGGCUCAGUCCAGCCCCAUCACAGACCGCCGGGACGGAGACAGCCAGCCGAGGCAGCCGACCGAGGCAGGGCCUGACUCCGUUCUGUCCAUGAUGAGACUUCAUAAUGACUGCUCUGGACAUGGCUGAGGUACUACCGCACACUUGAUCCAUCCAUCCAAAAUACACAAACAGCCUGGUUCUUCUUCCUCACACUGCCCAGUUCCUACCAAGCGCACUCUGGUCCUUUCUGCCAUGGUGCCCGCCAUCUGUUGAUAAGAUAUUUUUACACAGGAAGCCCACAUGCAAUGCCCAACUGUGGGCAAAUUUACAGAGCGGAAAAUCGCCCGGCAGACAUCUCAGUCUGAUUGUAGGGAAGUUUGAGCAUUCUCUUUCUUAGCUAUACUUUCACCAGUAUUAAGAACUUAACAAGCACCACAACAACAAACAUCUAAGCUUAUCACGACCGAUCCUUUACGUCAGAUAACGUGCCACUUCCCAAACAGCAAGGGAGGAAUGAAGUUUGCCUGGUUCCUGCUCUCCUCAUAGCAUGUCCUUAGCCUCAACACCGUAACAACAAAAGGAUAAGGGAAAGAGAGGCAUCCUUUCAUUUGAUCUCCUGCCAACCGUAACCAAGGCCAAGAACUAAUCCCAUAAUAUAGGACCCGCUGCCCCCCACUUCCCUCCCAGAACACAUCUCCUCCCUCCCCUGCUCGCUGGACAGCAUGAUGGGUGGUGUUGUGUAUUUCGCUCAGCCAGCCUGACACAGUCACAAUCAUAUAGGCUACUGAAGGCCGUGGGGACUUCGUGCGAUCAUACCGUAUAAAGUCUGUAAUCGUCCACUACGGAGCCUGCCGAUUACUAUUGAUGAGUCAUAAUGCAAAGAGAAUCAAUACAACUUCACUGUCAUUAUCAGCCCCUGGACAAGUCUCUCCAGCAGAGUUAAAUCACCCCAGUAGCUCGUCUUCGAUCAUCUCCUACACACACCUAGGACACAGCAGCCAGUUCUCCAGCCUGUAAUGAAUUUAAAGAGGCCUUCAAUUGCCUAGCCUGUCUAGAUUUGCACCAGGGGUCAGCUCUCUAAAUCCAGCCAGCUGACACCAAAUCAAUUACCGCACGGCUGUUGGGUAAGCAGAAAGGAGACAACCAGAGAGGUCCAGAAAGCAGGCUGAAUAUGCAGGCGUGUUGGUCACUGCUCAGCAUUCUCCUGCUCCCUGGGCCUCACUGACUGUGCAGAGCCACCCCACUCUGGACAGACAGGACGCCAAUUACCCACGUUUCUCUUACCUUCUUGUACAUUGCAGCUAUAUUUGCUCAGCAGUUGUGUGUGUGAUGGAAAUACACGAGAGCAUUUUAUUUAUGCAAUGGCAUGUAAGAUGUUUACUAAUGUUAAUGUUGUUUGACGUCUAUAAAACCACCCACUAGUCAGUCUAUCAUACUGUGAGAAAAUAUGUGUAAUGGUGGGUGAGCUGUCCUGUGAAAAACUGGUUUUAUAGCUAAGGCUAGUUAAAUUGGAUUAGUACCAUGCUGCUGAAUAAAGAAAAUGACACAAAAAAAAGGAAUGAUAUGCACUGUAAAAUAAGUCGAUAUCUGCCUCGCAUUCCAGCACUAACCCUCAGCUGACUGGCUGAACAACUGGUAGAUAGAGGAGAGAGGAUGUAUGUUUUUUUUUUCUUCUUCAUAGCAGGUACAAAUGUCGGGUGUUUAGCGGGGAGACAUGAAACAUUGAGUUGCGGCGUAUCUCAGCCCAGCGGCCAGCCGUAUGAGGACGGACAAGCAGAUGGAGCCGAGCGUAGGCCGCCUGCUGCUGGUUGUGGGGCUGUCACCCUGACAGAUGAGGUGCUGUGUAACUGAAGGCACAGAAUAUGUCGCCAAAUUAUGGGGUACUUGUCAGAGAGGCCACUCUACUGCUGGACAAGUUCAACGCAGACAAAUAUUGUGUUGAAGAUUACACAGAAGAGGCUUCCAAAUCCAUGGAGAAUUUGGAACCUUCUGACAAGAACUUCAUACUUGACACUGUCUCCGGAUGCAUUGAGCACAAAAAAUUGACGGACAUUGUCGUUGAUGUUUUCUAUGCUCAGAAGGGUAAAUGCUUAUUGAAGGCUGAUCGCAAUCAGUUUGCUGUUAUCUGUUAUCUUGCUGUGUUUGUCCUUGAUGAUCUUGGACUUCAGUGUUUCAGCAAGAUUGUGAAAUCUCUGGACAUCAAGAAGAUGCACAGUUUCCUCAGUUUCGUUUUCAACGUCACAAACAUCAGCACUUGGAUAAAAGGCGAGUGGAGUCAUAUAUAUGAUGCUGAUUAUGUGGAAAAGAACUGGAUUGCUCCACUUUUAAGGUGGCACCCUGAGAUUGAGGCUCUGAUAAAUCAGCUUGCCGCUAGAAUGUCUCAAGCGGGGCAUAUCAAGAAAGCGCCCCCAAAAAUCACUGAGCCCCAAGAGUUUUCUCUUACCAAACCUAAACAUCGUCCUCUCCCGGUCCCUGAGCCGAUUCCCCUGCAGGAGAAAUGCCAUGCGGUUCCAACCACCACUUACAGACCUCCAAAAGAGAAAGAAGCCUUAGAGAAAGUGAAACAGAGGAACAGGCAGAGGGCUGAGCAAGUGCUAUUCGAGGCAAACACUCAACAGUUCAAAUGUGCAAACCCAGAAAAGUCUGAGGUUACCAAGAGUGUGAUAUCCCAGAUCAAGCAAAGCCAUGAUUCCCAGCUCAAGUGUGAUUUAGUUCACUCCUCUGGGACACCUGCAACCCACAAGACUAACAGCUUGCCCAUCAGGCUCAACACCACAGCCAUACUGAGAGAGGGCGCUCUGUACAACCGCCAUGUUGAGGAGGAGCUCAACAGAAUCGAGCGGCUGGUUGAGGGGGCGCGUGAGCCGUCUGCGUUCCUGCAGUGGCAGAGGGAGAUGAGGGAGCAGGACCUGCAGGCGGAGCUGGCCCAGGUGGAAGAGCGCCGCUUGCAGGGUCGGAUCAGCUACGAAGAGGCCGCGCUUGCCCGAGCACGGAUCAUGGAGCGCAACCAAAAGACUGCCCUGCUAAAGAAGGAAGAGACUGCCAAGCUCAUGCAGAGAUAUGCCCGCAAGAGGUUGCAAGAGGAACAAGAGAUAAAGGAGCUGGUGAAACAGGUGGCAGAUGGACACAAGAACUCCAAAGCUGCCAAAGUGAAGUUGCAGGAGCUCAAACAGCGUAUAGCGAAGGAAGUGUCUGUGCAGAAUCGCGAGCUCUUACAGCAGGCCUUAGAGGAAGCCCAGGAAGAUCUGAGCAGAAGAUUACAUAUCAUCCGAGAGAUACGGGCUUUCGAAUCUGUGCCCCACCUCAGGCACACCUUCAUGGAUGAGACAGAGACGGCAGGGCAUCGCCUACUGGGGGAGAUGUCCCUGGCUGAGCUGAGGGAACGCCUGUCCGUGCUGAAGGACGCAGAGCAGAGGGAGCAGGAAGACAGGAGAGAGCGAAUCCUGCUGGAGAAGCAGAACAAGGAGCAACUUCUGCUGGAGCAUCUGGACACUAUCGCCCUCCACAGGACGGCACUGGGACAGGCGGCCGAACGCAGGCUUGAAGAGAAGAAAGCAGGCCAGGGCCUGCAGCAGGCUGUGGCCAAGAAUGACAAGGUGCUGGCCCUGCAGAGGAAGCUGGAGGAGAGACGGCAGGAGCGACAGAGGCUGAAGCAGAACGAGAAGACCAGGGCCAAGACAGCAGAGCGAGCCGCUCAGCACGCUCUCAGAAGCUGGAAUCACAAGAAGCUGGCUCUGGAGGAAAAACACUGGGAGGCUUUGGAGCAGAGCUUAGAGCGCCGCAUCAAGCAGCAAGCUCCUGAUUCACUCUCCCACAGGAAAAUACUAAAGGCUUAGAAAUUAAACCCCUCUUUAAAAGAUCUAGAUUUGAAAUGUGGCUGUAUUUAUACAUCAGAAAUGACACGAGGGGAAACCGUUGAGAUUAAAGUAGUAAGUUAGUUGAAUAAACUUGAUGUUGAAAUAUUGCGGCUGUGGUUUUCAUAACUUUUUGAUAAUUCUGAUUGUGUUCAUUCAAACACUUUAUUAAAAAUAGCGUUUAAACUUUCCAUCUGAAAUAAAUAACAAUCAUAAACAGCAAUGGAACAUGAUAGUUUAAAUGGGUGUAAAUCGACAGAAAGUCUCAGCGCUGCGGUUACAUUAAACAGAGAGGGAAAUAGCUUCAGAAUUCAGGAGCCAACUCUUCCAGCUAGAGAGCGCUCUUCCUAAGUACAAUCACAUGAUGUAUGUUUUGUCAUAUGACAUUGAUGAGUCGAAAAACUGGUCCCGACUCCCGACGCAAACGGCGAUUCACCAAGGACAGUAGGAAAACAAAGAUUUGAGCUGUCAGGGAUGAAAUUCCAUGAAACUUUGUGAGACCGUUGAGAAUAUCUGGAGUAUGGAAUGUUGGGGAUUUCUCUCUGCGGUUGCUGCUGCCUGGCUGCUCGGCGUGGUUGUGAGCCAGACCACCCUGGCCCCGACCCUUGAGCCCACCGUGAUGAACACCACGUUCAGUGAAAACAUGACUGCAACUCCCAUGAUCCUGAGUACCACGUCCCCAGGGUGCUCUGCCCUCAACACGUCCACAUGCGAGGCCUGUGUCCCUGGAUCGUACUACGACAACGACACCUUGCUGUGCAACUGCUGCCCCGAACCAGGCCUGUGUCUGUUUGCUGGAGCUUGCCUCCCAUGUUCCAGAGGGUUCUAUCAGCCAAUGGCCGCACAGCAGCAAUGUUUACCCUGCAGUCAGGGCUUUUACACCAAUUUCACUGGCAGUCCUGUGUGUCAGUCGUGCCCCCGAGGUUCCUAUAGCAACGCCACGGCUUCAGAUUCAUGUAGAAGCUGUUCUCCAGGGUUCUACGCUUCUCUGCAGAAUGCCACGUCGUGUCGGCCGUGUCCACAAGGGUCG
This is a messenger RNA of Hypomesus transpacificus, 9619 nucleotides long. It is a transcript of the gene cfap99, whose product is annotated as cilia and flagella associated protein 99. NCBI's taxonomy places the organism in Eukaryota, Metazoa, Chordata, Actinopteri, Osmeriformes, Osmeridae. The record is from RefSeq and is a predicted model, not a curated record. The transcript is spliced from 21 exons. Bases 6598 to 8571 code for a protein of 657 amino acids.